Metopolophium dirhodum (rose-grain aphid) is the source of this 2025-nucleotide messenger RNA. RefSeq names its product zinc finger MYM-type protein 1-like. The record is from RefSeq and is a predicted model, not a curated record. The coding region runs from base 1 to 2025 and encodes 674 amino acids. NCBI's taxonomy places the organism in Eukaryota, Metazoa, Arthropoda, Insecta, Hemiptera, Aphididae. The transcript has 4 exons.
AUGACAAAACCUCAAAUAUGUGCUUGUGGAAAAAAUAAAAGUGAUAUGAACACCACUAAUUGGAUUCGACAUACAUCUUCCUGUAAAAUUAGGAAAUCUAGAGAUGAAUCUAGGUCGAUUGAAUGUUUUUUCGGUAAUCCUAAAAAGCCUAAGCUGGAAUUAGGUGAUUCUAUUUCAUUGGAAGUAGAAGAAAACUUAUACAGUAGUAAUUCUACUACUAUUACUUGUGAGUCUGUUACUACUAAAACCUCGACUACAACUGCAACUGCCAAGUCUGUUACUACUACAACUGCCGAGUCUGUUUCUACUUCCUCUACUGACAAUGUAUUUGAAGUGAUGAAGACUGAUAAAUAUUCAGAUUCAAAUGAAAAUAUGAUUAGUUGUAUGAUUAAUGAUGGAAAUAAAGUUGAUCCUAUACUUCUGGAAUCGACUAACACAUAUGAAUCAGAACAAUCUCCUAACAAAUUUCGCAAUGAUCCUGCAUUAUAUUUGAACAAGACAAUAUCGCAUUGUUUGAAAAACAAUCUACUUGAAAUGGGUCCUUGCCAACCUACUGCAUCAGAAUUGGUAAACGCUGUUUUUCCAAAAGACACCUCUAGUCCUUCACGUUCAUUUUCUUCAACAUAUUAUUUUAAAUUAGUGAAUGGAAAAACUGUACAUCGUAAUUGGUUAGCAUAUCCUUCUUCAACUGACAGAAUUUACUGUUGGACAUGUAGGCUUUUUGGGACACCCGGCGCACAAAAAAACGGAUUAGUCAGUUCGGGCUGUAAUGCUUGGGGCCACCUUAGUGGUGUAUAUGGACGACUGCAUAAACAUGAGUCAUGUAAAGACCACUUAGAAUCUGAACUCAGUCGUGCCAUGUAUAUGAGAAAUAAUCGAAUUGAUAUUCUGACAGUUAAAUCAUCAAAUUCCCGUGUAGCUACAAAUAGAAAAGUAGUUAAAGUACUAAUGGACAUUGUUUUAUGUUUGGCAAAGCAUAAUGAUGCAUACAGAGGUCAUUUAGAAACAAAUAAAGAUCUUAUUCAAGGGAAAUUUCGUGAUUGGGUUACAGUAUUUGCUAAAUACCAUCCAAUAUUGGCAUCACAUUUAGACCGGAUCAAUUCUAAUUCUAAACGGUCAUCACUCACAUUUUUAUCAAAAACUUCACAAAAUGCUAUGAUUGAAAGCGUUGCAGAAACUAUUAGAGAUAAAAUUUUAGAUGAAAUUAAAACAGCUGGCAUGUAUUCACUUAUUUUGGAUUCGACAACCGAUGUAGCAAAGCUUGAUCAAUUCGCAUUUGUAUUCAGAUAUUGUUCAAGUGAAGGAACUGUUCAUGAACGAUUUUUGUGUACAGAUGAAACUGCAGAUUCAACAGGUAAUGGAAUGUUUGCUUUAUUUUGUAAAAUUUGUGAUCGUUAUUCAUUGAACUGGAAAGAACAAUUAAUUGGUCAAGCAUUUGAUGGAGCAUCAAAUAUUCAAGGUGCUAUUAAAGGAUUGCGAACCAUUAUCCAAAAAGACAACCCAAAUGCUUUACAUGUUUGGUGUUUUGCACAUUGCCUUAAUCUUGUUGUCUGUGAUUCUUGCCAAGCUAAUAUUCAAGUAAGAGAUUUUUUCAGUAUUAUAGGUAGUUUAGUUACUUUUAUUGGAGCAAGAAAAAGAACUGCUACUUACGUUGAUUUACAGAAAAAAUAUUAUCCGAACGAACGUUCACGCCGACUUAAACACUUUUCUAAUACUCGAUGGACUUAUCAUGAUCGGUCAAUAGAUGUAAUUUUAAGAACUUAUAGAGCUGUUAUUGAAACAUUAAAAAGUAUAAGAACUGACGAAACUGAUAAAAAAACGCGUGAUACAGCUAAAAGUUUUUUAAAAAACUUGAAUAAGUUCAAUUUUGUUCUUACAAUGCACUUUAUGAAAAAAUUAUUUUCCAUCACAACACCACUUUCCAAAUAUUUGCAAGCUCCAGACAUGGACUUCAUCCAAGCAAUGAAACUUGUUAUGGCCACAAAACAUCAAUUGCAAGAAAUGCGUAUUGACAAAACAACAUAA